UUCCCAGGGAUGCAAACAUCACUUGGGCUUAGUCAUGGGCGCUUUGUUUGGGAAAAGUAGUAAAAAGGCUCCAAGCCGAAUAACAGAACAGGACAAGGCUGUUUUGCAAUUGAAACAGCAGCGCGAUCGCCUUAAGCAAUACCAAAAACGUAUAGAACUCCAACUUGAAAAUGACAGACUUCUGGCCAAGAAGUGCCUACAGCAGGGCAGGAAGGAUCGGGCUAAGCUGCUGUUGCGCAAGAAGAAAUAUCAAGAAACUCUUUUGACCAAUGCCGACAGGCAACUUGAGAAUCUGGAGAAAUUAUCAGCUGACUUGGAGUUUGCCCAAGUAGAAAUGAAAGUGCUGGAUGGCCUUAAACAGGGUAAUGCGGCACUAAAGAAGGUUCACGACAUGCUGGACAUCAACGAGGUGGAAAAGAUUAUGGAUGAGACCAGAGAGGGCAUUGAGAAGCAACAGGAAAUAGAUGCAAUAUUGACAGAUGUCUUGACCACACAAGAUGAGGAAGAUGUGCUGGCCGAACUAGAAGCCCUGGAGGCGGAAGAUGACCGCACAGUUGAAUUGCCAGAAGUGCCUACGGAGGAUGUCGAAGUUGGCGUUGAGGAGGAAGAGAAAGCAAAAACCAAAGCUAGCAAAGAGAAAGAGAAGCGUAUCCUAGUUGAGGCAUGAAGAAUAUAUAGAAGCUAGGUAAACUAAUGCCAUUUAUAUCUUUGUAUCUACUAUACAUUUAUCUAACUUAAGUCGCAAUUGUGAAAUAUAUAAGGUGUUUGUACACACAAA
Drosophila willistoni is the source of this 778-nucleotide messenger RNA. It is a transcript of the gene Vps20, whose product is annotated as charged multivesicular body protein 6-A. Bases 35 to 667 code for a protein of 210 amino acids. NCBI's taxonomy places the organism in Eukaryota, Metazoa, Arthropoda, Insecta, Diptera, Drosophilidae. The record is from RefSeq and is a predicted model, not a curated record. Gene Ontology annotation, biological process: vesicle budding from membrane; late endosome to vacuole transport via multivesicular body sorting pathway. The transcript is spliced from 3 exons. Gene Ontology annotation, cellular component: ESCRT III complex; multivesicular body.